AAUGCGAAUGGGGAACAAGACAUCAUUGGGUUCAAUACCUUCGACACAGCAACAUCUUCAGUCAGUUCGCAUCAUAGUUUGCCAAUCUCCCACAAGAACUGUAGCCACAGAAUGAAACUCUUCAUUGGUGCCCUGUCCCUGUGCCUGGUGGCCUUCGCUGCUGCCCAGUCGGCUGAGCCAGCGGGUCUGGAGCCUUCGGCGGAGUAUCUGCCGCCUGUUGGCGAUGCCGAGGCCGCUCAGCUCUCCGAGGAUGGCUACCGCUACAAGACCGUGCGACGCCUGAAGCUGCGCCACCGCCGCGAGGUGCCCAACCAGGAGUAUCUGCCCCCCGUGGACAAUGCACCCAGCCAGGAGUACCUGCCGCCAGUUGACGCUGCUGCCAUCGGGGACACCAAAGUGGCCGACGAUGGCUACCGCUACAAGACCGUCCGCAAGCUCAAGUUCCGUGCCCGUCACCGUCGUGAUGUCUCCGAGAUCGCCGAGCCCAGCAGCGAGUACCUGCCCCCGGUUGAGGUGUCGCUUGCCCCCGAGCUGAAGACUGUCCUGGGCGAUGAUGGCUACCGCUACAAGACCGUGCGUCGCCUCAAGCUCCGUCGUCAUCGCCGUGAGACGGCCGUCGCUGCCGAGGAGGCCUCCGCCGAGAGUGCCCCAAAUGGCGAGUAUCUGCCCCCCGCAGAGGUUGAGGCUGAGCCCAAGGCUGCCGCUGAGGAGGGCACCGAGCUGGCCAAGGAUGGUUACCGCUACAAGACCGUGCGUCGCAUCCGUUACCGCCGCCACUAAGCGCUCUCUGGACUGGACACGAACUGAGGAAUAUUGAACCAAAUUGAUCCUGGAAAGUACAUAGAGUAGAGCUGGGCUCCACCCAGCUGACUCGACAGCAAUCGCCCUUUAUUUCUUCUCCCAAUACUAGACUUUCAGUUGUUCCCCCCCUCACAGCAUAUGGAAUAAUAAAAUUUAUUCACGAAAAAUCA
Molecule: messenger RNA, 971 nt
Organism: Drosophila subobscura
Lineage: Eukaryota; Metazoa; Arthropoda; Insecta; Diptera; Drosophilidae
Exons: 2
Coding region: 112-780 (222 amino acids)
Source: RefSeq, a predicted model, not a curated record